UUUGACAGAUUACCUCCACUAGAGCAUUACUCACCGAGCCUCCACAGCACCCCACCUCCGUCCCACCCUCCGCAAACUGCCCUCCUGCUUCCCUUGUGCGGAGUUUAUGAGGCAGCACCCGCAACAGUUGGCUCAGUGUGAAGGACUUUAAAUAUAGUGACGGUUGAGCAGCUGAGAAACUGGGCGAAGAACACAAAACUUUUGCGAUAUUUUAAAAAGGAACCCAUUCAGUGUCCCCAUGCACGUGUUCAUGAUCUGGCGUGUGCUUUGCUUUGUGGGUGCAUCCUUGUGUGUGAAUGAGCUUGAGUAUGGAGGGAACUACGCAGACAACUACGAUAACGAGAUCUCUCAGGACCAGCAGGAGGGGGAAACUCCAACCACAUCAUGCCAGGCUGCAGAUCUCUCCCGCUGGGACAAGCUUUUUAUCGCUCUGGAGGACUCCCACAUGAGGCAGAACAUGCUGCUGGAGUCUUUGGAGCAAUGUAGCAGAGGAAUGGUCUCUCUCAGGACCCAGUUUGAUGUGCUGGCCAAGACGCCGUGCCAGCCGUGUGUAACCAGCCUGGAGUCCGCUUGCAGGGCGCGGGUGGAGCAGGUGAACGUCAGGCUGCAACAAGGCUUGCUGGAGCUCCGGGAGGAGGAAGCAGAGAGGGAGAGCAGGUUGAACGCUACUUUGCACCAGCUUCUGCACAGUGGCCAUGAGAUGAAUUCCCGGCUGAAGCGGCUAGAGGCAGGCGGUGGGACGGGGCACCAACCAACACGGAGGCCCGAAGGUUCAGGGGCGGCAUUCGGCCUGGGAAUGAAGCCAUUCACAUCUGGCUUGGAGGAGCAGGAAGUUACUUCACCGCUGGACAUGGCCUUAAUGGAAAAGGCCCUGGUUGCCAUGGCAACGGAGCUAGAGAAGGUUCACCUGCAGCUGAGCAGAGUGAUGGAGCAGGCAGGAAGGACGGCGGUGAUGCUUGAGUUGCCAAGAGGCAAAAAAUAAUGUCAGAUCCAUCGAGGACUUUCCAGUAGAAGUUGAUAUUCCACAUACUCUGUUUUUAUUUGCGAGCAUGUUUAUGUCUGGGGAGGAUGAAUUUAAAUGUACCAUUAAGUUCAGGGAUUUCGGUAAUGAAUAAAAAACAAAUGAGUUGACCUCAUCAGCCUCAUGGAAUGGCACCCUCCCUCCUCCCAUACAGUAAUCAACCUAUUUUCAGCAUUUCAAUGCACUACCUCAAUGUUUGUGUAGUUGUGGCGGUGUCUGCAAAUGCCGACAACCACAAGGACGUGUCUCAGAGACUUGGACUGUGUUCAAUUCUGGGCAGGUCUCUCCAUCACGUUAGAUGCUUUAAGAGUGUCUGGAUGCAAAGAGGCCACAACUUACAAUGCGCAGUGUUUAUGAUGAAUGAAAACCCACGAGAGCUAUUAAAGUGCCGCCUGCCGGUCCCUCCUGCAAGAACACACACGCAUUCAUUGUUAUAAAUCACACAAAGGCUGUUGUUGACUUUUUGUGUAUUUUACAGUUUAUGUGUGAUGGUAUUUGGUCCCAGAACACCUCUUCAUUUGUUUUCUCCAGUUUUAUACAUUUAUUGUGGAGUUUCCAUCCAUUUAUGGUGGGAAAUUUAGAGAAUGAGAUAAAAGGAAAACGAGCAGAGAAGGUGAAAACAAUAUCACAUAUAUCUUGAACAAUAUCUUGUUCUUAAGUAUAGCAGGUUAUAUGGAGGAGAAUUGAAUUAAGUAAAAGGAGAUUGUGCUUGACUAAAUAUACAAUGUUGCAUUCCAACACUAAAUAAAACAGUGACAAAUAACAUUUGAAACAAACAAACCAGCUCAGCGCUGUUGACCACAAAAUUUCUUUUGUUUAACUUAAACUACGCUGCUGUAAAUCCUAUGAAUUUUAAUGAACUAAUAAAGGAUUAUCUUAUCUCAUUAUAGUAUCCUGCAUGCAUGGAAACACAUGCACAGAUACACACACACACACACACACACACACACACACACACACACACACACACACACACACACGGUUGUGUUAAGUCUCCAUCUGUGCAGUGAAUGAAUUUAGUGAACGGAAGCUUCUUCAUAUCGGCUCAUGUUUGUUCCUUUUUAACACGGAGAGGAAGAGACAAAGAAGAGAAAAGAAUGAUGAGGAAAAUAGGGGAGAGGCUCAGG
Molecule: messenger RNA, 2148 nt
Organism: Gasterosteus aculeatus aculeatus (three-spined stickleback)
Lineage: Eukaryota; Metazoa; Chordata; Actinopteri; Perciformes; Gasterosteidae
Product: pentraxin-related protein PTX3-like
Biological process (GO): innate immune response
Molecular function (GO): complement component C1q complex binding
Source: RefSeq, a predicted model, not a curated record